Molecule: messenger RNA, 5296 nt
Organism: Dromiciops gliroides (monito del monte)
Lineage: Eukaryota; Metazoa; Chordata; Mammalia; Microbiotheria; Microbiotheriidae
Gene: BRI3BP
Product: BRI3 binding protein
Exons: 3
Coding region: 127-891 (254 amino acids)
Cellular component (GO): mitochondrion
Source: RefSeq, a predicted model, not a curated record
GCAGGCGGGCGCCGGGGCAGAGCGUCCGGGAGGCGGCGGGAGCGGGAGCCGGCGGCGCGGGACGCGCAGGACGCGCAGGAGGCCGCGCCGGGGCCCUCGGGGCUCGCCGAGCUGACGGGACGGAGGAUGGGCGCGCGCGCCGGGGCCCCCGCGCCGCUGUCCGCGCUGCUGCCGCUGCUGCUGCUGCUGCUGCUCGAGCUGCUGGGGCCCGGCGCGCAGGCUGCGCGGGGCCGCGGCGCCGACAAGCAGAACACCUUCCGCCGGGCGGCCAACGGCGUCUACCAGAGCGUCAGCAGCCUGUGCGGGGAGGACAACGUGCGAGCCGUGCAGAAGUUUUUCUCCAGGUCAACGGAGAGAUUUGUAAAUGGAGUGGACAUCUUAGUAGAGACACUGUGGAGACUCUGGACUGACCUGCUGGAUGUUCUUGGAAUCGACGCCUCGAACCUGACGCAUUAUUUUAGCCCUGCAGCGGUGGCCAACAACCCCACCCGAGCCCUGCUGUUGGUUGGUGCUGUCCUCCUGGCCUACUGGUUCUUGUCUCUCUUCCUGGGAUUUCUCUUCUAUCUCUUGCACGUCCUUUUCGGCCGCUUCUUCUGGGUUGUGCGGGUCACCCUGUUCGCCCUGUCCUGUGUGUACAUCCUGCAGAAGUAUGAGGGAGAGCCCGAGCAGGCGGUUCUGCCCCUCUGCUUAGUGGUCGCCAUUUAUUUCAUGACGGGCCCCGUGGGCUUCUACUGGAGGAGCGGAGGCACCAGCGGCGGCGGCGGCUCCAACCUCAGCCUGGGCAGCCACAGCCUGGAGGAGAAGAUUGACCAUCUUGACAGCCAGAUCAGACUGCUCAACAUCCGCCUCUCCCGGGUCCUCGAAGGCAUCGAUCGAGACAGUGACAAAUGAGACGAGCCAGGUCAAUCACCUUUCACCAGCUCUUGGAACAUCAAAAAGCACUAUGUUACUAAAAGUUACAAAGCAACAAAACGGCACAUUGUGAGGUUAUUGGACCACAUUACAAUGUUAGGCUGAGAAGAAUUUAAAAAAAACUUAUGUAGAAUACUGAGACACCCUGAGAACCAUUAGUUGUGUAAAAAAAAAUAUUUUUUCAAAUGAUAAAACCCACAUUCGCUGUAUACUAAAAAAAUUUAUCCAUGCAUAGAACAUACAAUUACUUUUUUCAAAUAUUUAAAGACAUAUUUUGUAAGGUUUUUAUAAAGGCAGAUUGAGUCAAGUCUAUUAAAACUUUAAAGGGAAGAGAAGAUUAUGUGAAUUUGGCAUUUUAGAGAAGCUUAAUCUCAAGCAUUUGUUUUCACAGCUCUAAAAAUACACUGUGGGUUGCACAUUUUGGUGUUUCCAUUUUCACAGAUUGUAAGCUUUGGGGGGGAAGGGAGCCCCUAGUUGGGUUAUCAGAUGUCAAUCGGUGGAUGAACCAAAUAGAAGACUUUGAGUCCAGGCCAACACACAUAAUUAUUACAAGUGUCGUGGCCCGAUUCGAGUCUAUUUUUUAAAGUUAAAAAUUAACUUUUCUUUUCUCAAGUCAUCUUUUAAAUGAAGAAUCCUUUUUUUUUUUUUUUUUUUUUUGCAAGCAGGCCUGAGAUUUGCGCUGUAUUUUGUCAUACUUGAAACUGGGACUUUCCCUCCAAAGGGUUUUAGAAAGUAAAAAUAAAUAAAUAAAUAAAAUCCUAGGAUCAGGCAGAGACGUGUUUUGGAGCUUUGAGUCUGAAGUUUGGUAGCAGGAUGGUGGUCACCUUGAUGCUCUGGACAAGCAGCUCUCAGGGGUCUGAUAACCCCCUUUUAAGGGCUGCCUUGUUAGGAAAUUUUGGGUCAAUCCAGGAAACAAGCAGCAGCUAACCCAACUUGCAAGUUGUUUAAGCUUCCUCUCAGGAUCCCUGGGCAGCAAUAAGCGCUCUUCAGGUUUUAUUCUUAACAUUUUUAAUAGUAGAAUCUCUAGGUGCUUUUUGCCUGAAGUCUGUGGCAUUUUCGGUGAUCCUUGGAGAAGUUGCCUUGAAGGGGGGGGAGGGGGGGAGUUGGAAUCACGUGAGCACUUGAGGGGACUUUGUUGGAUAGAAGUGUCACCAGCAUGUUUUAGUUUGCCAGGUUGCACCUCCCAGACUUAUGACUCCCAUCAGCUUGAGUGAAAUUUGCUGAAACAAAAGGCAAAACCUCAGGGAAGUCUGCGCAGAAGCUCCUCCAGAUCUUGGGGGCUGGUGGAUGUUUCCCCAGGUGCCCUAAGAGGCUGGCUGUUUGCCCACUGAUUUCCUCCCUGACCACACCACUAAGUGGGAAUGUGGCUGAGGGGUGUGGGCAGUUGGUAGAAGCAGAAACCUGACCUGUCCAGAGCAGUUGUCAUGAUCUGGAGAACCCAGAAUUUAACCACCUCAUGUGAUCUUUGUUGUGGAUUUUUUUUUUCUUUUCAAGCAUUUGGAAAAACCAUUUUGGAGAAUUUUGUGAAACUGCCGUUUUUAAGUUGCAUGUAACGGAACGUGCAGCUGCUUUGAUUGGCUCUCUCUCCAUUGGGGAGCGUUGAUUCCGAUUCAGUUCAGUCUUUAUGGGUAAUGGUGGAAACUCCUUUUCUCUGGAUUGAAAUGGUGUCAGUAGUGUCAUUCAAAUCCUGCUGGCUCAUGUCUUUAACCCCUGUGGGAGCUGGGCUCAGGGGGUAAGGGGAGUCAUUUUCAUUUUGGAUUAGGUUCUAAGACCCUCCCCAAAUUCCUUUUUGGAAUUAUUGUUAGUUCUCUAGAUACUUAACUGCUUCUCAGUUUCCUCCUUAUCAUAGAAUACGUGGACAUGCUGUGUCACCUACAAAAUGUCUUGAGUUUUUAAGUCUUUUUUUUUUUUUGGUUGGUUUGUGUGCUUUAAAUUUUUUUCCUGAAGUGGAAUUAGUUUAUUUCUCUUCAUUUUUCAAAAGUUGUAAAAUAUAUGAGAACUAUUUUGCUGGACAAAGAACAAGACCAGAGAAGGAAAAGAGGCCAAUUUUUUAGUAAAUUUGAAGGACACAGGGAGAGGUGUGUGUGUGUGUGUGUGUGUGUGUGUGUGUGUGUGUGUGUAUACAUGUUCAUACAUGGGAACACGAUGACAGAAUAUGCAUGGAGCCCACGGCUAAAGACUAUGUUUGUAACAGGCACCAUUCCUCUGAGUAGCAAAGAAGUAUGAGAUUUCAUGCCCAAUUUUUCUAUGUAAGCUUAUCCAUGUAUAAUUUUAUACUGUUUAAUAUACAGGGAAGGAGAUGUCUUUUUAAAUGAAGAAUCUUCAAUGGGCGAUAGAUAACAUUCUUAAAAGGUUGCCGAUGUCUUAAAACUGAUCAGAAUCCCGUAUGCUAAUGACAGGAACUUUCACCUGGAAGAUACUGCCUACCAACCUUUGACCUUUGGCCCAGGCUUGUUUUUAUCUCCUUGGGGGGCUUUUGUAGAGAAGAUCUUCUGUUGGAUGAAAGCUGAUAUUCCACAGCCACUCCUUUCCACCCCUCACCCCCCAACCUUUUCUUUUGAGCUCACCCUUUUGUAUGUGGAAAAAUAUAUUUUUGUACCAUGUGUCUCACACCUUGAACAACGUUUUGUAUAUCUUAAAUGCUGUAGGAUAAUGAUACAGAGCAAUACUUCUCAUGAUAGGUUCUAAUGAAUACUAUGAUGCUAUUAUAAAUAUCAACUGACCACAUCAAAUUAAUCAGUAUUAAUUUCCCCACUAUAUCAAUAUCUCGAUAGCUUUUUACUAAGGGUAGUGAUUUUGACCAAGAUAAAUGCAAACUGUCCAUCUCAAUAGAAUCUUGAAAGUUGCCACACUAAAUGAUUAGAUAUUUUUGACAUUGAUGGGAUGAUACCCCCCAAAAACAAAAUAAAGGGGUAUGAAAGAAAUUGCAUGGAAGGAGGGGGAAUGUUUGGGAGUAGUUUUGGUUUUCAUCAGUACAAAUUUUGGCUUGUCCCAUUGCAUGAAUAUGGCAUCUUCUUCCCCUUAAUGUGUUGAAAUAUAUUUUUCCAUACAAAGUUCUGUUGCUGUCUCCCCUCUCCACCCCCCAUACCGCAUUCCCCAUCUCCCACCUUUGGGCUUUAGGUUCCAACCCCAAUCCCAAUGAUGUGGGUGGGGAGUAGUCUGCUUUGCAGCAGGAUUUCUCAAAUGCCAGCUUUGCCUUGCCUCCAGAAUGAUCAGGGGGUUAGCUUUAAUUGCUUCAUUUCUGCUUGGUCUGACACUCCCCUGCCCGAGUCCCCACCCCUUCUUAAACAAACAGACCUUGAGAAAAGGACAUCUCUCUUGCUGGUUCGUUCUUGUUGGUGGAUCUUGAAACUGGCUGAUCUAACUGUAAAUUCAGCUGUUGUCUUACAGUCUUUGGGUUAAAAGCUUAAGAUGUCAAAACUCCGAUGUGCGACCGGGGUCUGUUUUCAUGUGUCACAGUUCUACAAAAGUACCUGGUUCUAGGGCAGUUUGUAAAUUUUGGAGCUCUGCCUCGCAUCUAUAGAUAAUGGAAUUCUCUCUCUUUUCCGGAUGUGAUACAGUGCUUUUAAUUGCUAUUUGGGUGUCAAUCAGUACACUGUAUAGUAUCUGGUAUAAAUCAGCCUUGUUCCUGAAUAUUGCAUUCUUCUGACCGUUUUUGCUAGUAAAUAAAUGCCUUGUCGAUGCCCCAUCCUGUGGAAUAGAGACUGGUACUAGGUUAGGCUUUUCGACAGCUCUGUCUCUGACUGGGUACCAGUUCUCUAUAUUUGGCAGCUAAUGGAGUUAUUGACCAUAUGUUUAAUGUCCAUUUUUUUAAAAUAUAAAGGUUCUACUGUAACGUCAACUUAAUUAACCGCAUGUGUUAAAUUUCUUGAAUCCAGUGUUUCAUUGAAUUCUUGUGAUGGUGAUGUCAAUGAGAACCCUGCAACAUCCGAUGAAAUGAUCACCCCUCUUUGCCCUGUUCCUAACUGGAAAUUGUGUCUUUGAGUAUGACACCAGUUGUCAGCACUGAUAUUAGUGAUUUCAUAUUUUUCCUUCACCAGAUUGCAGAUUUAGGUAGUAUUUAAGUUUGUAAAAGUUGUGGGGAUUUUUUUUGUUCUUGGGUUUUGGGUUUUUUUCCUCUGUAAAACAAUUUGAUUUGUUGCUAGUGAUGUGUGUAAGACUCAAGGCAUGUGACCCUUGGGGGAUCGGGUCUACAGCUAUCCUUGUUGAGAAUCCGAAAUAUAUCAAACUUAUUUUUACAAAGGUCUAUAGACAUUCCUUUAUUUAUUAAAUGAUCACCAGAUUGAUGUUAAUGUAGUGAAAUAUUUGUAGGCUGAUUUUAGAAUCGAAAUAAGAUAUUGUGAAAAUUAAAGCUUAAUAAAUGUUUACCGUAAUUUUGUUGUAA